AGCGGGGGGCGCGGCCGCACUAGUACCCCGGAGCCCAUGGGCGCGCCGAGCCGGGCGCGGGGGCGCUGAACGGCGGAGCGGGAGCGGCCGGAGGAGCCAUGGACUGCAGCCUCGUGCGGACGCUCGUGCACAGAUACUGUGCAGGAGAAGAGAAUUGGGUGGACAGCAGGACCAUCUACGUGGGACACAGGGAGCCACCUCCGGGCGCAGAGGCCUACAUCCCACAGAGAUACCCAGACAACAGGAUCGUCUCAUCCAAGUACACAUUUUGGAACUUUAUACCCAAGAAUUUAUUUGAACAAUUCAGAAGAGUAGCCAACUUUUAUUUCCUUAUCAUAUUUCUGGUGCAGUUGAUUAUUGAUACACCCACAAGUCCAGUGACAAGCGGACUUCCACUCUUCUUUGUCAUUACUGUGACGGCUAUCAAACAGGGUUAUGAAGACUGGCUUCGACAUAAAGCGGACAAUGCCAUGAACCAGUGUCCUGUUCAUUUCAUUCAGCACGGCAAGCUCGUUCGGAAACAAAGUCGAAAGCUGCGAGUUGGGGACAUUGUCAUGGUCAAGGAGGACGAGACCUUUCCCUGCGACUUGAUCUUCCUUUCCAGCAACCGGGGAGAUGGGACGUGCCAUGUCACCACCGCCAGCUUGGAUGGAGAAUCCAGCCAUAAAACGCAUUACGCGGUCCAGGACACCAAAGGCUUCCACACGGAGGAGGAUAUCGGCGGACUUCACGCCACCAUCGAGUGUGAGCAGCCCCAGCCCGACCUCUACAAGUUUGUGGGUCGCAUCAACGUUUACAGUGACCUGAAUGACCCCGUGGUGAGGCCCUUAGGAUCGGAAAACUUGCUGCUUAGAGGAGCUACACUGAAGAACACUGAGAAAAUCUUUGGUGUGGCUAUUUACACGGGAAUGGAAACCAAGAUGGCAUUAAAUUAUCAAUCAAAAUCUCAGAAGCGAUCUGCUGUGGAAAAAUCGAUGAAUGCAUUCCUCAUUGUGUAUCUCUGCAUUCUGAUCAGCAAAGCCCUGAUAAACACUGUGCUGAAAUACGUGUGGCAGAGUGAGCCCUUUCGGGAUGAGCCGUGGUAUAAUCGGAAAACGGAGUCAGAAAGGCAGAGGAAUCUGUUCCUCAAGGCAUUCACGGACUUCCUGGCCUUCAUGGUCCUCUUUAACUACAUCAUCCCCGUGUCCAUGUACGUCACGGUUGAGAUGCAGAAGUUCCUCGGCUCUUACUUCAUCACCUGGGACGAAGACAUGUUUGACGAGGAGACUGGCGAGGGGCCUCUGGUGAACACUUCGGACCUCAAUGAAGAGCUGGGACAGGUGGAGUACAUCUUCACAGACAAGACCGGCACCCUCACGGAAAACAACAUGGAGUUCAAGGAGUGCUGCAUUGAAGGCCACGUCUAUGUGCCCCACGUCAUCUGCAACGGGCAGGUCCUCCCGGAGUCCUCAGGAAUCGACAUGAUUGACUCGUCCCCCAGCGUCAACGGGAGGGAGCGCGAGGAGCUGUUUUUCCGGGCCCUCUGUCUCUGCCACACCGUCCAGGUGAAAGACGAUGACAGCGUAGACGGCCCCAGGAAAUCGCCGGACGGGGGGAGAUCCUGUGUGUACAUCUCAUCCUCGCCCGACGAGGUGGCGCUGGUCGAAGGUGUCCAGAGACUUGGCUUUACCUACCUGAGGCUGAAGGACAAUUACAUGGAGAUAUUAAACAGGGAGAACCACGUCGAAAGGUUUGAAUUGCUGGAAAUUUUGAGUUUUGACUCAGUUAGAAGGAGAAUGAGUGUAAUUGUAAAAUCUGCUACAGGAGAAAUUUAUCUGUUUUGCAAAGGAGCAGAUUCUUCAAUAUUCCCCCGAGUGAUAGAAGGCAAAGUUGACCAGAUCCGAGCCAGAGUGGAGCGUAACGCAGUGGAGGGGCUCCGAACUUUGUGUGUUGCUUAUAAAAGGCUGAUCCAAGAAGAAUAUGAAGGCAUUUGUAAGCUGCUGCAGGCUGCCAAAGUAGCCCUUCAAGAUCGAGAGAAAAAGUUAGCAGAAGCCUAUGAGCAAAUAGAGAAAGAUCUUACUCUGCUUGGUGCUACAGCUGUUGAGGACCGGCUGCAGGAGAAAGCUGCGGACACCAUCGAGGCCCUGCAGAAGGCCGGGAUCAAGGUCUGGGUUCUCACGGGAGACAAGAUGGAGACGGCCGCGGCCACGUGCUACGCCUGCAAGCUCUUCCGCAGGAACACGCAGCUGCUGGAGCUGACCACCAAGAGGAUCGAGGAGCAGAGCCUGCACGACGUCCUGUUCGAGCUGAGCAAGACGGUCCUGCGCCACAGCGGGAGCCUGACCAGAGACAACCUCUCCGGACUUUCAGCAGAUAUGCAGGACUACGGUUUAAUUAUCGACGGAGCUGCGCUGUCUCUGAUAAUGAAGCCUCGAGAAGACGGGAGUUCCGGCAACUACAGGGAGCUCUUCCUGGAAAUCUGCCGGAGCUGCAGCGCGGUGCUCUGCUGCCGCAUGGCGCCCUUGCAGAAGGCUCAGAUUGUUAAAUUAAUCAAAUUUUCAAAAGAGCACCCAAUCACGUUAGCAAUUGGCGAUGGUGCAAAUGAUGUCAGCAUGAUUCUGGAAGCGCACGUGGGCAUAGGUGUCAUCGGCAAGGAAGGCCGCCAGGCUGCCAGGAACAGCGACUAUGCAAUCCCAAAGUUUAAGCAUUUGAAGAAGAUGCUGCUUGUUCACGGGCAUUUUUAUUACAUUAGGAUAUCUGAGCUCGUGCAGUACUUCUUUUAUAAGAACGUCUGCUUCAUCUUCCCUCAGUUUUUAUACCAGUUCUUCUGUGGGUUUUCACAACAGACUUUGUACGACACCGCGUAUCUGACCCUCUACAACAUCAGCUUCACCUCCCUCCCCAUCCUCCUGUACAGCCUCAUGGAGCAGCAUGUUGGCAUCGACGUGCUCAAGAGAGACCCGACCCUGUACAGGGACGUCGCCAAGAAUGCCCUGCUGCGCUGGCGCGUGUUCAUCUACUGGACGCUCCUGGGACUGUUUGACGCACUGGUGUUCUUCUUUGGUGCUUAUUUCGUGUUUGAAAAUACAACUGUGACAAGCAACGGGCAGAUAUUUGGAAACUGGACGUUUGGAACGCUGGUAUUCACCGUGAUGGUGUUCACAGUUACACUAAAGCUUGCAUUAGACACACACUACUGGACUUGGAUCAACCAUUUUGUCAUCUGGGGGUCGCUGCUGUUCUACGUUGUCUUUUCGCUUCUCUGGGGAGGAGUGAUCUGGCCGUUCCUCAACUACCAGAGGAUGUACUACGUGUUCAUCCAGAUGCUGUCCAGCGGGCCCGCCUGGCUGGCCAUCGUGCUGCUGGUGACCGUCAGCCUCCUUCCCGACGUCCUCAAGAAAGUCCUGUGCCGGCAGCUGUGGCCAACAGCAACAGAGAGAGUCCAGCAGAAUGGGUGUGCACAGCCUCGGGACCGCGACUCAGAAUUCACCCCUCUUGCCUCUCUGCAGAGCCCAGGCUACCAGAGCACCUGUCCCUCGGCCGCCUGGUACAGCUCCCACUCUCAGCAGGUGACACUCGCAGCCUGGAAGGAGAAGGUGUCCACGGAGCCCCCACCCACCCUCGGCAGUUCCCAUCACCACUGCAGUUCCAUCCCAAGUCACAGCUGCCCUAGGUCCCGUGUGGGAAUGCUCGUGUGAUGGAUGGUCCUAAGCCUGUGGAGACUGUGCACGUGCCUCUUCCUGGCCCCCAGCAGGCAAGGAGGGGGGUCACAGGCCUUGCCCUCGAGCAUGGCACGCUGGCCGCCUGGACCCAGCACUGUGGUUGUUGAGCCACGCCACACCAGUGGCCUCUGGGCAUUCGGCUCAACGCAGGAGGGACAUUGUGCUGGCCCACCCUGCGCACUGUCAUGCAGAGGCCAUUCCCCCAGGCCUGUGUCUUCAUCCACCUGCCGUCAUUGGCCUUUGCUGUCACUGGGAGAGAAGAGCCGUCCAGGGACCCAUGGUGGCCCACAUGUGGAUGCCACAUGCUGCUGUUUCCUGCUUGCCCGGCCACCACCCAUGCCCUCCAUAGGGUGAGGUGGAGCCAUGGCGGUGCGUCCUUUACUCAACAACCCUCCAAUCCGGAUGCUGUGGGAAGGGCCGGGUCACUCGGAUACCAUCAUCCCUGCGGAUGCACCGCCGUACCCUGCUCAUCUGGGAGUGGUUUCCAUGCGGUUACGUCCAAGCCCGCCUGCCCUGUGUGUUGGGGCUGGCUGAGUUUCGGUCUCCCCAUCACCGGCCGCCUCGUGGAGAAGGCAGUGCCACGUGGGAGGACAAGGCCACGCCGGCAGCUUCCAGCCCUGCAGCAGAAGUGCCAGGAUGUCCAUCAGCCACUCGCCAGGGCACGGAGCCGUCAGUCCACUGUUAUGGGAGAAUGUUGAUUUCGCGGGUGCGAGGGCCGGGAGACAGAUGCUUGGCUGUGAUGAGCAGACAUCCUCUGUCCCCGUGGAAGGGUCAACACCAAGGUGGUGUUCGUGCACCAGAACCCGUCUCGGGCUGAUGGGGGUGGCCCACAGGACACGGGUGGAUCCCAACAGGCAGCACCUCACCUCCGCCCGCCUCCCGCGCUGCAGCUCUGCCCGCCGGGCUCUGUGUCCCCACGUCCCCACGUCCCCUCAUCCCGUCACCUCGUCCCACAUCCCCUUGCCCCGUCACCUCGUCCCCAUGUCCCCUUGUCCCGUCCCCUCAUCCCCACGUCCCCACGUCCCCUCGUCACCUCAUCCCCACGUCCCGUCCCCUCGUCCCCUCGUCCCCAUGUCCCCACGCAGGGCUCUCCCUCGUCUUAGGCUCUGUCCAGCGCUGCUCUGGGUGGGUUAGCAACCCGAGGGCUGCUGUGAUAGGAAGUCCCUGUUGCUCUCCAUACUGGCAUUUCUAUUUCUAGAAAUCUUUGACAUAGCCUUAAUGGUCCUUAAAGAAGACAUUUCAGUGUGAGAUUCAGACUUCAGAUGCUGAAACUGCUGCCUUUCAGGAAAUCACCACCAACGCUGGAGGAGGAGCCGGCCCUCACGCCCGCCCCGCGCCACGCUGUGGAAUGGGGCUCCGGCAAGUGAAACCCAGAGGGUGUUUCCGAGGUGCUCGACAGUAGGUAUUUUUGGAAGCUCAAAUUUCACCAUUUGAUUGUAUAAUCUUUUACCUAUAAAAUAUUUAUUUGAACUAGAGGGUAAAUCAGCGGUAAGAACAGUGAACACAGUGGUUGGGAUAAAAUAAGGUGACAAAUAAACAUCACACCAAAGAUGAGGGUAGUGAGCAACUGGCUUGAGCAGACAGAACGGGGAAGACUCCACUCUGUCCCGAGGGGUGAGCCGCAGGCGUCCCCAGGGCCACCCUGCCCUGAGGUCCUUGUGUGGCCGCCCUGGCUUGGCAGCCCUGCCCACGCUGCCCCCGCAAACAAUGGUGUGUGCGUUUUUACAGCCCUUUUUAGGAACCCAAUAUGGGCAUAAAUGUAAUACCUGUAGCGGGGGCAGAUUCUCUGUAUGUUCAGUUAACAAAUUAUUUGUAAUGUAUUUUUUUAGAAAUCUUAAAAUUGCCUUUGCACUGAAGUAUUUUCAUAGCUGUUUAUAUCUCUUUUAUUCAUUUAUUUAACAUAUUGUCUAAUUUUAAAAAUAGGUUUUUAAAGCUUUCAUUUUUAAGUUUAUGAAAUUUUGGCCACUUUACAUUUAGAUUCUGGUGAGAGUUUUGACUGAAUGUUCCAAUCUCUGAUGAAUGUGAAUUUUCAGAUUUGAUUUUAUUCUCUACACACACCUCUUCUUUUCUUGGUAUUUCUGGUGGCAGUGAUUAGUUGAACAGCAUAUUUAAGGCACGAUAAUUUGCUACACUUUUUCUUUACAAUUUGUUGCAGUUUCAUCUGCUUUCUAUGUUUCAUUGUUAAUUGCCAUCCUUCAGCCUUAAAAAUAGAAGAUUCUCACCUGAAGGUUUAGUAAGUUGGGUCCCAGCUCUGCCUGUGUGGAGAUAGUCACCAUGUACCUCUGACAACAAGUUUUAGUGUGAAAGUCACUAAACUUUUACACACUCCCAAACGUCUUUUUAAAAAUUGCUUGGGAAAUUAUUAAAUGAAUGUGCCUGAUGAUUUGAAAUAGACAAGGGGCACGAGGUAAAAAAGAAAAGGAUGAGAAGAUCCUCAGUGAAUGACGUUGUAGGGUCUUCAUGCAAUUUUCCACCUCGCAGUAGUUAGUAUUUACUUGCCUUAAACUAACUUUGAAGCAAGUAAUGUCAACUUUGAGCACUUUGUUGAGUUUUGAAAAAUCUUAUUUGCUGCUGCACCGGUUAAUAAAUUAUCAAUUUGUAAUUCAGCAUGUUGGUCAGAGACACGGUCACUGAUUCACACCCAGUCCCUGCCACAGACCGUCUCAGACACGCACAGUGGGCCUGCUGCAUGAGUCACACCCAGUCCCUGCCACAGACCGUCUCAGACACGCACAGUGGGCCUGCUGCAUGUGUGUUCCCUGGCUUUUGGCUCCACGCUCACUCAUAGCCAUGUCCACAUGGGGGCUUGCACACAGGAACACUCACAUACAUAUGUACACAUACACACCACAAACAUGCAAGCUCCUGCACACAUGCAUGCAUACAAACGUGUACACAAGUGUGAACUACACGCAUACACACGCACACGUGUACAUACACCAAAGCAUGUGUGACCUACAGACAUGCAGUACAUGCACAUGUGUACACAUACCACGGACACGCGUGUGCACGCUCCUACACAAUACAUAUGCACAUACCAUGAACAGUGUAAGUUCCUAUACACGGACGUGUGAUACACACUUGCAUGUACAGGUAAGCACACAUGUACAAGCUCCUACAGGCUUGCUCUCACACACGUGUAUGCACAGCAGAAAGACAUAUGAGCUUCUGCACACAUGCAUACACACACGCACACAUACAUUCAUUACAAACACGUGCAACCUCCUGCACACAUGCACAUUCAUGUGUACACACAUCACAAAUGAGUUCCCAGACGUGUAAACACACGUGCACACAUCAUACACAUGUGAGCUCCCAUGUACACACCCCAAACACACAUGCAGGCUCCUGCACACAUGAAUACACACGUGCACAUGUACACACCCCAAACACACACAGGCUCCUACACACGUGUACACCACAAACGAGUUCCCAGACAUGUAAACAUGUCUCCCACACGUGAGCUCCCACACAUGUACACAUGCACAUGUACACACCACAAACAUGCGCAGGCUCCUGCACACGUGAAUACACACAUGCACACACAUAUACACACACGUGCCACAAACAAGUGCCCACUGUCCUGGUGUCCUGCACUGCAUCCUGCCUCCUUGCUGAGGGGCCCCUGUGAGAGGCCUCUGGAUGGGCAUGGGAAGAUGGGGCUCCCUGGCCCCCAGCCCAUGCCUCCCUGGGAUGAAGAGUCCCCCUCCUGGCAGAAUGUCUGGGCUUUGCAGAGCAGGCCCUGGGGGUGAAGUCGCAGCUUCACUUACACCAGCUGCUCUGUGAGCAACGCUUGGUGCCCUGGACAAGGCCCUUCCCCUUUAGGGAGGUCCAGCCUCGCAAGCUGAAACCUCCCCUCGGCUCAGCCCUAUACCAGGCGGCCACAGCAGGACUGGCCACACCCACGCCGCACCUCAUCCCUGCACGCGUCGGAGCACGGCCAGCCUUCCGCCACGAGCCAGCUGGGAAGGGCCGCGGCCUCCUAAAGCCCCAGUCAACCCAGCCUGUGUCUGAGCAGACAGGGUGAACAAGCAGGCCACACCGUCUCGAGGGAGGAGGCCAGAUGCGGCCAGCAUCUCCAACAGGGUGACCAUCCGCUCGGCUUGCUGAGCGUUUAAACAAAUGUUUAGACAGGCUGUGGGGACUCCCCUGAGUUGAGCCUUGGCCAGGGGUCCGGUGCUGUAGCGGGAAACCUCCAGCCUUGUUCUUCAAACCACUCAGCUCAUGUGUUUUGCACUGACUAGUACUGAAUAAUACAACCACUCUUAUUUAAUGUUAGUAUUAUUUAUUUGACAACUCAGUGUCUAACAGCUUGAUAUGCAGGUCCUUGCAUCCUACAUUUCUUUAGGAAGUUACCCAUUUGUAACUUUUAAAACAGGAAAAAUAUCAGUUGGCAAAUGCAAUCUUUUUUUUUUUUUUAAGCUAAAGGUGGGUGAACUGGAAUGAAAAUCUUUCUGAUGUUGUGUCUAUAAGCAGCCUUGAUGGGAUAUGUUAGAAGUGUCAUGAAAGUGCGAUUCUACUUUUGCAGAAAAAUCUAAAGAUCAAUUUAUAUAGCUUUAUUUUUUACUUUAUCAAAGUAUACAGAAUUUUAAUAUGCAUAUAUUGUGUCUGACUUAAAAUUAUAAUGUGUGCGUCACCAUUUAAAAUGUCUGUUCAUUAUGUAAUGUAAUAAAAGAAGGUCUCCAAAAAUGUAUUUAACAUGAAUGGUAUCCAUAGUUGUCAUCAUCAUAAAUACUGGAGUUUAUUUUUAAAUUAUUAAACAUAGUAGGUGCAUUAACAAAAAUCAGUCUCCACACAGUAACAUUUAACUGAUAAUUCAUUAAUCUGCUUUGAAAAAUUAAAUUGUUAAUUAAACCAAUCUAACAUUUCUGUAAAGUUUAUUUUGUAUGCUUCUGUUUUUAACUUUUAUUUCUGUAGAUAAACUGACUUGAUAAUAUUAAAUUGGACUUUUCUCUAGAUUAAGCAGGAGACCUGAAUCUGCUUGCAAUAAAGAAUAAAAGUCGGCUUCAGUUUCUUUAUAAAGAAACUCACACAA
Messenger RNA from Gorilla gorilla gorilla (western lowland gorilla), 8736 nucleotides. It is a transcript of the gene ATP11A, whose product is annotated as ATPase phospholipid transporting 11A. Gene Ontology annotation, biological process: phospholipid translocation. The coding region runs from base 99 to 3677 and encodes 1192 amino acids. NCBI's taxonomy places the organism in Eukaryota, Metazoa, Chordata, Mammalia, Primates, Hominidae. The record is from RefSeq and is a predicted model, not a curated record. Gene Ontology annotation, cellular component: recycling endosome; plasma membrane; endoplasmic reticulum. Gene Ontology annotation, molecular function: ATPase-coupled intramembrane lipid carrier activity; ATP binding; ATP hydrolysis activity. The transcript is spliced from 29 exons.